This is a messenger RNA of Rotaria sp. Silwood1, 732 nucleotides long. The record is from the annotation of a GenBank genome assembly. NCBI's taxonomy places the organism in Eukaryota, Metazoa, Rotifera, Eurotatoria, Philodinida, Philodinidae.
AUGGUUACACCAGAACUUCUUUCAUCGUCAAUGAACUUCAUUUCAUUUCCUUCACAUAUAACAACAAGCAGAGAUAACCAAGAGAAUAUAUCAACGUGGUGUAUAUCUGAAGAAAUAAAGGAAUAUAAUUUGGACAAUGUCGAAUUUGAACGUGAUGAAUUGUUUGAUGAUCCAUGUUAUAACAAUGAAAAAAUGCCUGAAGGCAAUCAAUUCAAGGAAGAUAUUCAAUAUGAAGAUCCGGUCGUACAUUGUCAGAAUUCUCAAGAUCAAUUUGAACAAAUUCUUCGUCAAUUUCAUAAAAUAAAUCACAAAUUAGAUGAUAUCUAUGAAUAUCUAUCAUCUGAUCGUAUAAUAAACAUCAUUCAACGACAUUCUGGACGUUCACUUUUACAUGCAGAACUUAAUGGUUCAACUACACUUUCAUCAACUACAGCAUCAAAUUUAAUUAGUCGUCCAACAAAUUUUCGUCAUUUAGUGUCUAUUUGUCGUGAACAAAAUUUACAUCAUCACCCAGCUAUUGAUGAUGAUUCAUCAUCAACGAAUCCUAAUACUAUAUUACCAACAUCACCAACAUACAUAUCAGGUUCAACAAAUAAUAUACAUUCAUCAAAUUCGACAAUGAUGCAAAUACAUUCUGAUUCAUCAAAUAAUCAAAAUUCCUCGCAUAAUUUAUAUACAAAUCAAAGUACACUAGCAACACCAAAUUUAAAUCGACUUCAAACAUUAACUUGA